Xiphophorus couchianus (Monterrey platyfish) is the source of this 6329-nucleotide messenger RNA. RefSeq names its product protocadherin-15-like. Gene Ontology annotation, biological process: sensory perception of sound; cell morphogenesis; inner ear development. The transcript has 42 exons. The record is from RefSeq and is a predicted model, not a curated record. The coding region runs from base 303 to 5729 and encodes 1808 amino acids. Gene Ontology annotation, cellular component: adherens junction; plasma membrane; catenin complex. Gene Ontology annotation, molecular function: beta-catenin binding; cadherin binding; calcium ion binding. Lineage: Eukaryota; Metazoa; Chordata; Actinopteri; Cyprinodontiformes; Poeciliidae.
CUAAUCUCUUCUAGUCACCAAGGCCACUGACUGAUGAAAGGGGAUAGAAGGUUUUCCUGCUUAUGGACCAAGUUGACAAAGGAAACAAAAAUGGAGACUGCCUCCUCUGGAGUAAAUUCAACCAGUUCAGCCCAUUUUAUUAGGGAAGAGGACAGUUGGCCAGUACUCAUGAAGAAAAUACCACAGAUUCUUGAAGAAUAUGAAACCACAAGUGUCCUGUCAAUGCAGUCAAGAGAACGUCUUGUGAAAACAUGCAUACAAGACCUUGUUCUCAGAUGUGGCUUCUGGAUGCUUGUUGAAGCAUGGUGGUGAGGAUGGAUAGAACACGAUUAAUGGGGCCGCCGUCACGAGGCCAGGUCAGAUGGAUGAAUGUAAUGAGAACUGGAGUCCUUCAUCUCCUGCUGCUAUCAGCCUGCCUCGGCCAAGACACAGAAGACUGGCAAUAUGAGGAAUGUAAACUCUCCCGUUCUGGUCCUCCUGCUACCAUCGUGGCCAUAGAUGAAGAAAGCCCCAAUGGAACAUUGUUGGUGGAGAACAUGCAGAUCAAUGGUGUGGCAGAGGGUCCACAUCGUACAAUCUCUUUGUCUCUAAGAGACAACCACGACUACUGGGUGAUUCUUGAUCCUGCCAGGCAGUCUCUUUACCUGAACAGCACUGGACGAGUUCUUGAUAGAGAUCCACCGUCGUUUAUUCACUCCAUCGUGGUUCAGGUUCAGUGCACCAACGAGCUGAUUGGAACAGUGAUUUUACACGAGGUCCGCAUUGUUGUCCGAGACCGCAAUGACAACGCUCCACAUUUCCAGCAGCCUCGAUACUAUGUCGCCAUCAGUGAGCUAACCCCUGUAGGAACAACGAUCUUCUCUGGUUUCUCUGGGAAUAAUGGUGCAACAGACAUUGACGACGGACCCAACGGGCAGAUAGAGUACACCAUCCAGUACAACCCAAAAGAUCCGACUGCCAACAGAACCUUUGACAUCCCCCUGACUUUGUUUGGCUCCGUAGUUCUAAGGGAACGGCUCAACUACGAGGAGAUAACACGAUACUUGGUCAUUAUACAGGCAAAUGACCGGGCACCUUCACCAAGUGACCGUCGAACUGCCACCACCACACUGACCGUGGAUGUGCUGGAUGGAGAUGACUUGGGUCCCAUGUUCCUACCUUGUACACUUGUGGGAAACACUCGUGACUGUAGUCCUAUCACGUAUUUGGCCAGUGUUCUGGAGCUGACAGAGCCUAAUAAGACAAAUCCCCUCAAUGUGACCCCACCUAUCCAAGCUGUGGACCAGGACAGAAACAUUCAACCUCCAUCGGACAGACCUGGGAUCCUGUACUCCGUCCUUAUUGGCAAACCAGCAUCCUAUACAGAAUAUUUCAGCUUAAACAGAACCACAGCAGAACUCAUGCUGCUUAAACCCAUUGACAGGGAGCUCUACCGCAGAUUUGAUCUGGUUAUCAAGGCGGAGCAGGACAAUGGUCACCCCCUGCCAGCGUUCGCCAACCUUCAAAUCGAAGUUCUGGAUGAAAACAACCAAGCACCAUACUUUUUGGAGUCUGGUUACCAUGGAUACAUCAGUGAGGCUUCACCAGUCGGAACCACCGUCGCUACCAACGCCACUCUAUCGACUCCCCUCACUAUAAUAGCUUUGGAUAAUGACGUGGAGGAGGCCCGGGAUCCACAGCUGCACUUUUCUCUGGACAGUUAUUCUCAUGUUUUUUCUAUAUCAACUACUGGGAUAAGAAGAUAUCUCAUGCUGUUGCAGCCUGUAGACAGAGAAACACAAGACUCCUAUACAUUCACGCUGUUGGCAUCAGAUGGUGUUCAGCAAAGUGCUCCUGUUAUUGUGACCAUAACAGUGCUGGAUGCCAAUGACAAUACUCCAACUUUUUCCAAUGUCUCCUAUAGCGUAAACCUGUUCACAGAUAUGUUGCCUGGAGAAACUGUCAUACAGAUGUCAGCAGUUGAUUCUGAUGCAGGUGAAAAUGGCCAAAUCAGUUAUCGCAUCUUGGCUGGUGGCCAGGGAAAGUUUCUAAUAAACAGCAGCACUGGGGUAAUUACAGUGGCACCAGGUGCUGAGCUGACUGUUGGCCGAAGCUACGCUCUGACUGUGGAAGCUGCAGACAAUGGGCCUGCGCCUCACAGACGGUCUUCCAUUACAACAGUAUAUAUUGAAGUUUUGCCCCCAAACAACCAGAGCCCUCCUCGCUUUCCUCGCCAACAAUACAACCUUGAGAUCAGUGAAGCUAUGAGGACUGGUGCUACACUUCUUAAUCUGCAGGCGGUGGAUCGAGAGAAGGAUCCAAUAACCUACAAAAUCCACAGUGGAGAUAUUAAUGGAAAUUUUGCACUGCAGCAGAAUUCAGGGUAUUUAAUUCUGGACAAGCCUUUGGACAGGGAGUCUCUGGAUCAUUAUAUCCUGAUUGUCACCGCCUCAGACGGACGCCCAGAUGGAACCUCCACUGCUGUGGUGAACGUGGUGGUGACUGAUGUGAAUGACAACGAUCCGGUGUUCAACUCUUCACUGCCAGUGAAUCUCUCUGUCACCGAGGAGCAGAAUAACGCCUUCGUUGGACAUAUCAUGGCAACAGAUCUGGAUCUGGGAGCAAACGGUCAGGUCCAUUACAGGCUUGUCAACCACCAGACACUGUUUUCCAUCAAUGCCUCUGGAGCCAUCAGGACUGCAGUCCCACUGGACAGAGAGGUGAAAGGUCACUAUUUCCUGGUUGUUGAAGCCUCGGAUGGUGCAGUGGACCCUCGGCGAUCCAGGCUCACCCUCUCUGUGACUGUUUUGGAUGUGGACGACAACAGCCCGAUAUUCUCCCAACAGUCCUACAACGUCAAUCUACCUGAGAACAGCCCAAAGGACACUGUCAUUUUACAGUUAAAGGCAACAGAUGCUGACCUCAUCUCCAACCUCACAUAUCGAAUCAGAGCUGAAGGCCUGGAUCCUGAGAUAACACGGCUUUUCCGCAUUGACCCCGUGACAGGGGAGCUGUCAGUUCUUAAGGUUCUGGACUUUGAAGCUCUGGCUGCCUCUGAACCCAUGUACACUUUCACCGUAGAGGCUGUCGACGUGGAGGGAACAAUGCCUCCUGGGCUCGCCUCGGUUACUGUCAGAAUACUGGAUAUGAAUGACUUUGCUCCCUCAUUCAGACAACCCGUCUACAGAGGCAUGGUUGCUCCUAAUGCUGUCAAGGGAACCAUUGUAACCACGGUGAUGGCCAACGAUUCUGACCCUGCGGGAACCCCCGCAGGUCUAAUUCGCUACAAGGUGGACCAGGAGGCCUAUCCUUACUCUGCCAGUAUAUUCGAUGUAGAUAAAGAGAAAGGUCAUGUGGUUACCAGAGUAAAUCUUAACGAGGAACCCAACUUAAAGUUCCGACUGGUGGUGGUGGCCUAUGAUCAUGGCGAGCCUGCGAAAGAGAACACGACUCUGGUGGAAAUCACAGUGCUUCAGCCCUCUGUUAUCCCUGUGUUCACUCGAGAAGAAUACAGAUUUCCACCAGUGAGUGAGGAGGCUGCUGUUGGAACCCCAGUGGGAAUCAUCAUGGCAGCAGCUGUCAAUCAAACUAUCGUGUAUUCCAUCGUCGAAGGCAAUGAGGGAGGUGUGUUUUUGUUAAACAAAACAACUGGGGAGAUUUCCACAGCCAAGCCCCUUGACUAUGAAACCAAUUCCAGCUAUGUUCUGAAGGUGGAAGCAGACUCCAUGAGGGUGGUCUCAUCAAAUCUCCGAGCUCCAUCAAAGUCUAACACAGCCCGGGUGCUGAUUGAUGUCCAGGAUGAGAACGACCACCCACCAGUUUUCACCAGAUCUCUUUACAUUGGAGGAGUUGGAGAGGAUGCCAAAACUUUCACCUCGGUCUUGCAAGUACAGGCUGUGGACAAAGACACUGGGAACUACAGCUCCAUGGUCUACAGGCUCAUCAUCCCCCCUCCCACAGGAAAAGAAACUAAAGACAGCAAAGAUGGAUUUGUCAUUGAACCGUACACCGGUGUGGUGAAGACAGCAAUCAUGUAUCGCAACAUGAGGAGGUCAUAUUUCAAAUUUGAGGUGGCUGCAACAGACAACUACGGUCAAGGACACAGCAGCAGAGCAGAGAUAGUGGUGUCUGUUGUGAACCAGCUGGACAUGCAAGUGGUCGUAUUAAAUGUCCCUCCAACGUAUGUUGAAAAAAAUAAAGAUCAAUUGCUCAGCAUUUUGGAACGCUACGUUCAGGAGCAGGUGGUCGGCGCAAAGGUUGUCGUGGAAACCAUCGGGCCCCACCGGGAUGGCGAAGCGAUGGAGCUGGAAGAUUACACUAAGUCAGAUCUCAUGAUUUAUGCCAUCGAUCCACUGACAAACAGAGCCAUAUCUAGACAGGAGCUCUUCAAGUUUCUUGAUGGGAAACUAUUGGAUAUCAAUAAAGAGUUCCAGCCUUUUCUCCCUCCUGGUGGCCGGAUUCUGGAAAUCAGAACCCCCGAAGUGGUGGCCAGCGUAAAGAAAGCUGUGCACAGUGUUGGCUACACAGAGGGGGCACUCUUGGCUCUCGCCGUUAUCAUCAUCAUCUGCUGUGUUCCCGCUAUUUUAAUUGUCAUUAUCACAUACAGGCAAUUCAAAGAGAGACAAGCAGAGUGUGCCAAAACAGCCCGCAUCCAGAUGGCACUGCCAACAGGCAAACCCGGGGGAGGCACUGCCAACAACCUGUACGAGGAGCUCGGUGACAACGCCAUGCGUGGAUAUGGGCAACAUGAGACACAGCAGCUACUACGACCCUCUCUGCUCAGGCCAGAGGAGUUAUCCAUGGAGUCUGGCAUCGACCCCGGCCAGGACUACUACACACAAGAUUAUUACAACUAUGACCAUGGGUACGAGCUUCCUCAGUACGGCAGUCGCAGGAAGCUGAUCUCACCCUCCGGUCUUUACGAUGAGUAUGGAGAGGUUGUGGUUGAUGACGAUGGCAGCUACUACUACAGCCCACAGGAGUCAGACGGAGAGCCUGGUGGUAGAAAGCGGCGGAUCAAGUUGAUGGUUGACCGAGAGUACGAGACCAGCUCCACCGGUGAGGAGAGCAUGCCAGAGACCCAACGCAGCCGUUUAUCCACCACGCACAACAGCCACGUUAACGUCAACGGCGGGAUCUAUGUGGCUCAGAACGGCUCCAUCGUGCGCACCCGACGAUCAGUCAACGCUUCAGGUCCUUCUCAGAGCGCCAGCUCCACAAAGAACAAUCUAAAACCAAGCUCUCCCAUCUUCAGCUCACGGCUGGCCAAGCACUUUAAAAAACUGGACAAAAUGGCUGCCACGUUGGAGGAGAGAGUGCCCCUGAACACCAAGACGCAAGCAGGAGAGGGGCGCAACACACUGAGCACUUUUCAGAGCUGCAGACGGGCCGCCUCAGCAACGGCCACCUCCUCUUCCUCCAACACUAACAAAAUGCUGAAUGUGUUAAACACUCGACAAUCCAGCGUGUCCUUGGGGUCAACCAGCACCAGCAACACAGGCCCUGAAAGCGUAAUGUCCAAGCCCGACGUGCUCCCGGCAGCACUGGCUGUCACAGAGCAGCCCGAGAGCACGUCAGAGCAAGACGGGCCAGCAGAGGGCGAGCUCGAGUCAAAGGUGGACGGAAACGGCGGCGUUGAGGCCGUUUCCAGGGAACCUCUGGAGUGCCCGAGUGACAGAACACAAUCGGAUGAGGAAGAGUUGUGGAUGGGCCCCUGGAACAACCUUCACAUACCCAUGACCAAACUCUGACUGAGUCCAGCGCCACUGUGCUCGUUCUUUAUUGCCAAGUUCAUUUAAUGUUUUCAGUAUAUUUUCUUUUCGUUCUCUGUGAAACUAAUGGAGAUGCUCCAGUACAGCAAACAUAUAUAUCAAUUGAUUUAUACUAGCUAAAAGUGACUUGGCAUUCAAAUCACUGGUAUCACAUAAAACAAAUAAUUUUUCUUUUAAUUUAUGUUCAGUGAGAUGGGGUUUAAUUUGCCAUCUGCAAUUUCAGCAGCAAAUUGUCUGUUUUGUAAUUUCUGUGUUUCAAUCUGUGCAUCUCCUCAGCCUUGCUGACCUGAGAGCUGCAGCACCUUCAGAAAACUGGACCUACAGUGGUAACACGUAUUACUUUAAGAGUGAGGGGAUGAAAACUUGACUCUUUUUAAUGGCCCUUUAAGCGACUGGUGUCUGUAUGGAACUGCGCUUGUUUCAUUCAGGUUUAUGGCCAAUGGUGCAACUCGACGUAAAUUUGCCUGAUGCAUUUCAUUGACACAUGCAGUCUUGUAUUGUUCACACUUGCCUUUUUAUUCUUGUCAAGCUGCUUGGCAGACUCGAUCCAAAUAAAGUUUCAAUCUGUUGAAAAAUGAA